AUGGUCGAGGCGGAGGCGCACUGUAACUCCCGCGACCCGCGCAAGGAGCGGCUAUACUACGCCACUGGGUACGGGCUCAUACAGUGCGUCAAGGCGCUCAUGAGUUACGAGGACGAGGACAUCGAGCGUGCGCUGGGCCACGUCCGCACCGGCAACGCCGUCGCACAAGCGCACCGUAAGCGCCCGACCUCGUUCGCGGGUCGACUCGCAGGCUACGUCGUCGGCUCGUCCGUCAAAGCCAUGACGCCCGUCGAGCGCCAUGCCGAGCUCGUCUUCGCGGAGUCGACGUUUGAGAAGGCGCUCCUCGGCAUCGUCUACUCGGGCGACUGGCUCGCGUUCAUCAAGGAGGCGCUGAAAAUGCGGACCUGCGUGUCGAUCUACCGUACGCUUGGCAAGUUCAUCGACGCCGCGGACGCCGCGGAUCCUGCCGGCUUCGACGCCGGCAUAGAUGCGCACUUUCGCUCCGGCGUCUACCUCGGUUUAGGCGCAAUGAACCUCAUCCUCUCGAUGAUGCCCAAUCGGCUGCAAUCCCUCGUCGAGCUCUUCGGCUACAGCGGCAAUCGGCUCGAAGGGUUGCGCCUAUUAGAAAAGGCGGGCGGAUGGAGUGCAGACAGCGACGAGCCCGCGAUUGGCCAAGCUGAAGAAGGCGUGCGCAGACCAAUCUGCGAUAUGACACUCCUCAUAUUUCACCUCGUUCUUUCCAGCUUCACCUACCUCGGCGUAUCGACGCCGAUGGCGUCCAAGAUCCUCGCCUACCAUCUCCGCCGAUUCCCGCACGGCGUCUUCUUCCUCUUCGGCGCCGGCAGGCUCGCCCUCCGUAAAGCGCAGCCCGCCAAAGCUCUUCGGUACUACAAGCAGGCGAUGGACGCUCAAAACCAGAUGCGCAACCUGCACCUAAUCUCCUACUGGGAGAUGGCCGUGGCGCACCUCAGCCUGUGGGACGUGCGCGAGAGCCUCGCGUGCUGGCGUACGCUCGAGCAGGAGGGCACCUGGAGCAAGGCGUGCUACACCUACGGCGCCGCCGUCUGCCUCCUGCAGCUCGGCGGGGACGAUAACCGGGAAGAGGCCGCCAAGCUGAUGGACAAGGUGCCCAAGCUGCGCCAGCGGCUGGCCGGCAAAUCGAUUCCGCUCGAGAAAUUCGUGGCCCGGAAGGCGCGCAAGUUCUCGCAGCAGCUCGGGCGGCUGCUCCUCCCCGCGCUCGAGUUCGGCUACCUCUUCCUCACCCCUGCGCACGCGCCUGCGUCCGUGCUCCGCGCGCGAGUCAUACCCACGCUCGACGCCGCGCUCGCGGGCGUCCUUCCGUACGCUACGGACGAGAAGCGGCGGGCGGAGUACGAGGAGCGUGAAGGGAAGGACAGUCUGUGGGACGACCUCUGCCUCGCGCGCUUCUUGGAGGGCGUGUGCUGCCGAUACGUAGCGUGGCCGGAUCCGGACGCGGAGCCAGAGGAAGGGGAGGAGACGGUGGGCGAAAAGGAGGAGGGUGAGAUGGCGAGGCGCGCGGAGGCGGCGUUGAACGAGGUGUUGAAGCACGGAGGCAAGAUCGUGUACGAUCACCAUCUCGUGUACCACGCGCAUUACGAGCUCGGGAGGCUGUUGGCGUGCAAGGGAGAUAGGGACGGCGCGCGGCGGCACCUCGAGCUCGUCUUGUCCGGAAAGCCGCUCGAGGCGAGUGCCGCAGCGCGGAAGGGCAAGUACAGCAUGCAGAAUGCACUAGAGAUGCGUACGCACGCGGCGCUGGAGAGUCUAGACCUAGCGAAAGGAUCAUGA
Molecule: messenger RNA, 1767 nt
Organism: Punctularia strigosozonata HHB-11173 SS5
Lineage: Eukaryota; Fungi; Basidiomycota; Agaricomycetes; Corticiales; Punctulariaceae
Exons: 11
Coding region: 1-1767 (588 amino acids)
Cellular component (GO): cytosol; mitochondrial outer membrane; nucleus
Molecular function (GO): protein binding
Source: RefSeq, a predicted model, not a curated record